Molecule: messenger RNA, 789 nt
Organism: Cyanistes caeruleus (blue tit)
Lineage: Eukaryota; Metazoa; Chordata; Aves; Passeriformes; Paridae
Source: RefSeq, a predicted model, not a curated record
CUGACCACGCAGGACUCCUGGGAUGCCAAAGUGGUGAGGCCAGAGAAGGGGAACCUCCUGGCUUGCCAGGAGCCCCAGCAGACAGAGACGGGGAACAGCAAUACGAACUUGACCCACAGCAAUCCAGACAGGGGGGGCUUCCAGGAACCCACAGUGGAGGGACCAGAGAGGGUAAAUGCAUGGAUGGGUGUUUUUGGUGAAUCUUGACCAUUUGUGUAUUUUAGGGGACUGAAUAUUAGUGUUUUGGUGGUUUAUAUGGGCACCAGGUGCCCGGUGACUUCUAGGGAUGGACUUGGAGAGUAGGAAACCCCUAACCCAAAGUGCUCAUCCAUUGCAUUUUCUGAAACCAGGAUUUCUGAUUCCUAAACUUUGGCUGGAUGGAGAAGGAGGCUGUGAGGAAGAGGAAGAUGCUCCAGGACACCCAGGCAGACAAGGAGCUGAGGAUGGAGAGCAGGGAGGACAAAAGUCUGCCGGAGAACCUCGUGGAAGAGGCAAUUUUGAGCAGCUCCACAAUGCAGGAAUCCAACAGGGAGGAAAAUCCCCAGAGAUCUCACAGGAGGAGGGGCUCCAAACCCAUCCCAGGGUGCUCUGAGGAGGAAAGACCCACCCUGUGCCGGGAAGGCGGCCGGAGAUCCAGCCGGGGCUCUGAGCUGGUGAUCCAUGACCAGCUUCAGGAUGGGGAGAAGCCCUACAAGUGCUUGGAGUGUGGGAAGAGCUUCAGCCAGAGCAACAGCCUGAUCAGCCACCAGAUGAUCCACACUGGGGAAUGGCCCUAUCAGUGUGGGGAGU